Cucumis melo (muskmelon) is the source of this 4541-nucleotide messenger RNA. RefSeq lists its product as uncharacterized. The record is from RefSeq and is a predicted model, not a curated record. Bases 1182 to 3983 code for a protein of 933 amino acids. Lineage: Eukaryota; Viridiplantae; Streptophyta; Magnoliopsida; Cucurbitales; Cucurbitaceae. The transcript has 7 exons.
AACCCCAAAUUAUCCAUAUCUCCAAUGCUUUCUAACAAUGGCUUCCAAGAGGAAGCGAGAGAGAGAAGAGAGAAAUGGCUAUGGCGAAGAGCUUGAUUCUGUAUCUGAACGUGGCGAUUUCAAAGAAAGAAAAACAGAGGAGCAAUAGCAAUGGCAAUGGCAAUGGCAGCAGCCCUAACUUUUCUUCCAUAGAAAGCUCGCUUGCUGUGGGUGGUGGGCCCUCCUUCUCCAACCACAACUGUCACCUAUUUCUUCCACUUUCACCCAACACCCAUCACCAUUUUUUUCCUUUCCCUUUUCUCUUUCUCUUUCCUUUUCUCUCUUUCACCUCACCAUUGUCAAUUCUUCCUCCUUCCUUUUUUUUUUCCUCCCUCUUUUUCCAUGUCUUUAAUGGCGGCCAAUAUGCGAAUUCUACGCCAAAAGCUAAAGGGUCGGUGUUAGAUAAGCAUCCGGUCCUCAUUUUUAUUGGUUGUCAAGAGAGAUGCCUACAUUUUAAAAAGCUUUGUUGUUGUUUUUGUUCUUCGUCCGGUCGGUGGAAUUCAUUAAAUUUUUGGACAUGGGGGGAGAGGGGAUGGGAUUGUUUGUGUGUUCUAAACUGGAGCGAGAUGUUUUGGAAUUUCUAUGAUGGAUUUGGUCUCCAGUGUAUUUGGUUUAGUCUCUAGCGAUUGGAGUUUUAUUUAGGGUGUCUAAUCGCAUUUUGUUAAGACCUUUUGAAUCAGUUCGAGAUAGAGGACGAUUUGUGAAUUGUGAUGAGUUUGAUCGAAACUGAAACAGAAAUCGUGAAAUUGAGAUUGUACUGACUCUGAGAAUUUGGGGUUUAAUGGUUUUGAUCAAUUUCUGAUAAGAAGAAAUUGAGGAAAAGCAAUUAUGAACCAUUUGCGAUCAUGAUUUUUCUUUCUUUUGGGGGAGGAGAUAAUGGUCCCUCACUUGUCUUUUCUUUCAAGUUAAUUCCGAAUCUCUCGAUAUUCUAAGAUUUUGAUGAAUUUCUGUGCACGUCAUAACGCUCUGAUUUGAUACCUUGCCAUCGCAAGAAGCUGUGAUCGAAUUUGGCUGUGUUUCUCCCGAUUUAUCAUCUGAAUUCCAUGUCUGUUCUUCGCUAUGCUGGAUUUCUAAGGGUCUGUACUGGAGAGUUCAUGCAGCCAUAUUAGAGAAUAAAAUUUUGGACGGAAUUUUUUAAGUAAAUGGCGAAGAAGUCCAAGAGAAUUACGGUUCGUUAUGAGAAAGAUCAGUCAGGAUGUAUGUGGGGUUUGAUUAGUUUAUUUGAUUUCCGCCAUGGUCGCACCUCCAGGAAGUUAUUAGCCGACAAGAAGCAUCCGAGUAGGCAAACUGUUGGUAAUGGAAAUUCAAGAAACAAGUUUGAGAUUUUGGCUAAUCUGGAUGAAGAUUGUAGUUCUACUCUGGACAUUGAAGAACGUAAGAGAUUGGAGAUUGGAAAGCCAAGUGUAAAGAAACUCAUAGAAGAGGAAAUGUUCAACGAGCAGGACUCAAGGAAGAUCGAAUACGAACACCCAGGCCACUUAAAGACGUCAGAAUCGAAAAAAACGAAGAAAAGUCGCAAAAAAAGCCAUGACAUUGAUGCUGAUUCCUUUAAUUCUUCUGAGUAUUCAAAGGGACAAAGUGUUGAUAAUCUUCCUGUUGAUGCGAUGUUAAAGGAGAUCUACAGUCAGAUCCAUCGGAAGAGCACAAGUGAAAUGAAAUUAGACCCAGACGACAAUGAAGAUAUGCAAUCAAAUGAGUACAUUGCUGAAUUAGAGCAAAAAGUGGUGGAUGCGAUCAAGGAAUAUUUAGGCCAGAAGUUUAAUAUUGGGAAAGAUUUCACUGAAAUUCAGAAAGUUCAACAUUCAAGAGAGAUCAUGGAAGCUCUUCAGAUUCCCCAUUCUGACGACGAGCUGUUUGUAGAACUUGCACAAAACCCAAACUCCGUGUUGUUGAAAUACAUUAGAAGUUUGCAUGACAUGUCGACGGAAAGAGGUGAGGAACCCAAGUCACACGAGUUCAGUGAAGUUAGGCCGUCCGAGGAGCUUGUUGAUCAUAAACAACGAUUAUUUUUCAGGAGAAAAGUCAAGCAUCGGGGUAGGAACUUAUCAAGAGAGAAUGAAAAUUCUGACAAGUCGAGUAAAAUCGUAAUCCUGAAGCCAGGGCCAAAAGGUUUAUUGAAUUCUGAGGCUGACACCAUUCAUCCAUCAGUCCAAGUUCCUACUGCUAAUGAUAAAAGGAAAGUGCUGAAUGAGAGGGUCAGUUCUAACUUUUUUCUUUCUGAAAUCAAGAGGAAGUUUAAAUAUGCUAUGGGAAAAGAUCACCACGAACUCGCUGCUAAUGGUUCAGAUAGAAUUCCUAGUGAUCAUCACUCUGAGCGGGAGAGUGAAAAGAGUGUCAUUAAAGAAAACGGUGCAAGAAAUUCUACUAGUAAGGACCACUUUUUUAUUGAAAGAAUUUCCAGACCUUCCACUGAUGGCACGAGAGGAGAGAAGGCUGGAAAACUCAAAAGCUUGGAAAUAAAUCAAGAUUUGGGAAAUAUUUAUACCAAUAGAAGAAGCCCUUCUAAUAUUUAUGUCGAGGCAAAGAAACAUCUUUCUGAGAUGCUUAGCAGUGGGGAUGAAAGUGUAGAUUUUUUAAGGGGACAUGUCCCUAAGACCCUAGGACGAAUUCUCUCUCUUCCUGAGUAUAAUUUUUCUCCUAUUAACAGUCCUAGAAGGGACUGCAAGCUCAGCCCAGUAACUUCAGAGAAGAGAAUUUCUUCUAGUAGCAGACUUUUAAGUGUUAAUGAAAGUAUGCCAUCGUUCAGGGGCGAAAGUAAUGAUAUACCAAUCAGUCCAGGAAAAUCUCCGUUGUGCAUUUCUGACAGUACCCCAAAUGCUGUGCAGCCUCCAAUUGACGAUAACCAUAAUAUUAACAGGGAUCUAGUUGAUCAAAGUAUAAAAGAAGAAGCCGUGAGUGCUAGUACUAAUGGAAAGAUUUCUGAAGGUGAUAUUGAGUCUCUAAAAGCAAAUGAAAUUGCAGUUCAUGAGGAGAGAAGUUUUUUGGAGGCUCCCUCUGAAUCAAUUGAAACUUCUCUUUCCAGAGAAGAUCAGGAUGGUGAAAUGCCUGAUGCAUGCAAUUAUAUAAGUGUUUCUGAUGUUCCAUCUGAUCCAGUUGCCUCUCCCCCUAUCAGAGAAGAUCAUAACAAUGAGACACCAGAUAUGCUCGUUGAGGAACCUUCGAUAAGCUUGCCUCAAGAUCAAGGUUUGUCUGAAGAAAACCAAUCGCCUCCAUCUCCCUCGGCAUCCCAUUCUACUUCGGUUACUCCUGGAAAGGGCGUUGGAGAUUUAGACGGCGGUUCUGAUGUUCCAGAGAGGCCGAGCCCUGUUUCAGUUCUUGAGCCACUAUUUAUAGAUGAUAACAUGAGCCCAGUGCAUGCCAUGUCUCGGCCUGCAGGUUUACCAAUACAACCAGUUCAUAUUGAAUUUGAUGAUCGUGAACCUGUGGAAAGCGAUAAAGCUAACAUUCCAAAAUCGUUGAAGGAAGAUAAGGAAGUGAUUUUUGACUAUGUAAAGGCAGUGUUGUCAGCAUCAGGCCUUACCUGGAACCAGAUCUGUGUAAGGUGGCUUUCUUCAGAACAGCUUCUUGACUUGUUACUAAUUGAGGAGGUAGAUCUUUUCCCGAACCAGCUAUGCUCCGACCAGAAGCUCCUCUUUGACUGUAUUAGUGAAGUACUUGCUGAUGUCUGUCAAAACUUUCCCCCAUGGUUCUCAUUUGUAAAACCUUGUUUACGAUCGGACUAUCUCGUUGAGGUUUGUGAAGGAGUAUAUUGGCAUCUCCUUCCACUGCCACAGCCUCUUACAUUGGACCACCUUGUCACGAAGGACAUGAACAGAACCAGAACAUGGAUAAACAUUCAUUCUGAUGCUGAAUCUAUUGGUACCGAGACAUGUGAUGCCAUAUUCGAUGAUUUGGUGGACAAUACGAUAUUAAGCUGCGUAUGUGAUAGUUCAGAUGACUUGUAAAGAGUUAGUGUUCAUUCAGUAAAAUAAUCAAAACUUGGGACGACCUCCUUUUGAUGAACUCUAAUAUGACUGAGCUGUUGCUAACUUGGUCCCUGAGAUAUGUGUAGAUAUCAACCACAAUCUUAUUAGUUCCAUAGCCAUGGCUUUUCUGGCCUUCCCAACUCGUUCUAGUCGUCAAACUAAUGCCUUCAAUGGAGAAGGUUUAAGACUUCGGUCGUUGUGAAAACAGAGUCAUGUUCGUUUUUUACAGCUGACUAAAAUCGACUUUGGGUCUGGUGCGAUGUUUGCACAGUUGCAGUAAUGGAGGUGGCACCCUCCUUUGUAGAUCUUGUAGAGUUUGGUGUGUUGUAUCAGUUGAGGAAAUCGAUAUCGUGUGGUUUGAUUCAUUGAUUUUUUUUUUUUCCCUUCUCUUUUCUGGUCACUUGUUAGUGUCGUUUACUUUCGCUUUGCUGCUGUAUUAUUUGCAAAGAUUAUGACAAACUGUGAAUUUUGGUUGUGAGAGUUGCUUCUUCUUUUCUUCUUAUAAAUAUGUAAUAAAGGGUGUUCCCUGUUGAUCUC